Molecule: messenger RNA, 2133 nt
Organism: Hyaloscypha bicolor E
Lineage: Eukaryota; Fungi; Ascomycota; Leotiomycetes; Helotiales; Hyaloscyphaceae
Exons: 2
Coding region: 169-1968 (599 amino acids)
Source: RefSeq, a predicted model, not a curated record
GCCUGUUCUAAUUCUUCAAUUUGCAAUCCUUUUGUCCUUACUAAAUGUCGCGUAUUUCAUAAUGAGUUCACGCUGCCUGUUAUAAUGCAUCUACGAAGACGAACGAGUUCGGAUUGAUCAAUUGUACAUGUACCCCGCCGUCCCAUCACAGGAGGCUCACAUUCGGAUAUGGAGUCCUAUCCUCUGCCUUUGCUGCCUUUGGGUCUCGUUUUAUUCUUCGGAAGACCCCUAGAUAUCAUUAUUCUAUUCUCCUUUGGCAUAUAUCAAAACUGGGAGGUAUUCCAGGAGUUCGUCAAUGCAUAUCUCAACCCCACCAUCGUCAUCGAUUCCGCCAUAGCUGCGACCGCAUUAUUUUAUCUCUUUCAACUCACUCGAUAUAUACUCGGUCUCAAACGAAUUUCUUCCAGUGACAACUUCCCAAUCAAGCCUCUGUUCUUUCCUUGCAGAACAAGUCAUGUAAGAAUGUUCCCAUCCAAGCAUGGGUUUGGAUACUCGUAUCUCUUGACCGGGGUUCCCGUGGGAUGGGAAGGUUCAGUUGGAGGCAUGAUAUCUGAGGACGAUGGGAAGGAGCAGGCUCCUUGGUACUUGAGACUAUUCAGUCUGAAUCCUGGGGGGGCGUGGUACACCGUAAAUGGAGACGAUUACCUGGAUCGAGGUCACGUGGAGGGCGGCUUACAGGGGAAGCUGAGGAAGUAUCUUGAAGGCCAGGAUAUUGAUCCCAACCAAUAUGCCCAUGCCUACCUCGUAACAGCCGCCCGCUUCCUCGGCUACGCCUCCAACCCCCUCUCAGUAUGGUACCUCUACUCCUCAUCCAGAGAACUCUCUGCCCUGAUCCUAGAAGUAAACAAUACUUUCGACGAGCGACGAAUCUAUUUUGUGGAGCCUGAUCGCAAAUCCGCACCUAACUCGUUCACUCCUUCUAGACUCUCCAAACCACGAUACACAAGCGCCUGGACAAAAGACUUCUACGUCUCAGUCUUCAAUAGCCGAGCCGGCUCAUACUCUCUCGCAGCCUACGACCCCUUCUUCCCUAACCUCUCUUCUCCAGGGACCAUAAACUCCACCGUUACCCUCAGCUCGCCCGAAGGAAAAGCAAAGCUCAUCGCUAGAAUCUACUCCGUCGACGACCAAAUUGACCCAGCAACCAUGAGUGUGUGGCAAAAGACGCGAUUCCUGGUAAGUUGGUGGUGGGUAGGCCUUGCGACGUUCCCACGGACGAUCCAGCAAGCUGUUAUCAUUCUUUUCAGAAAGAAGCUGCCGUGGGUUUUCCGUCCUGAACCGAAGGGGAGCACGAUUGCGAGACACGCUGAUGAGACGGAACUGUUUAUCGAAUCCAUAUUUCGUCGAUAUUUGAGGGAACUGGUUGGAAAUUCUCAGGAUGCGCUGAGAAUACGAUAUAUCCCCGCUGGACUCCACGAUAUAUCUCCAGAAGUCAUAAUGUCCUCUUCCGCGCAGUUGGCAGAAGGAGAAGCAGACGAGCUCGAGAUCCGAGUCUUGACGCCGAUUUUCUACUCCCGUGUUAUUCGGUACCCCGAUCUUCCUGACGGAAUAAUGACAGAACACCACGAAAGCUCCACCAUUUCAAUCUCAUCCACCGAUCUACUCUCAAAACUCGAAUGUGGUUGGCAAGAAUGCCCUCCUCUCGCUCUUCGGGGGACAUUGUCGUUCAAACUCAUCUCCGCCCUCCGCACACGUCCAGCGCCGAUCGUCUGUCUCGAUGAGCCCAAGAGCCCACCACCAGCCAGCACAAUUCCAAGUGGGAAGGAAGCCAGUCAGGCGGGAGCAUCAAGUCUUGACGACUUCGUUCGCAUGCAUUCAAGCGCUCCUGAACAGAAGGAAUAUACCCCACGACUCUUACGGCUGCUGAUUGCAGAACAUAUUGCGUUGGGAUGGGCUGAGCUCUUAGAUCUUGAGAUUUUUGUUAUGAGGUGCCUUGCCCUUUGGAUGGUGGCGAGAGCUGUGUUUUGAUAGUCGGUAAGAUCCUGGUGCACUGGAGAUGAGAUAAGAUGGUGCUCGAAUAGGAACGUGAUGGACGAGUGACCUCGUGACUUCCCUUUUCCUUGAAUUAAAGUCAUUCAUAGCGAGCAUGAUAGACGUAGAAAAGAGAGAUGAAUAAAUUCAUGGCUACCUAUG